CUGACAGCUGUAAUCAUGAAAAUGGAAAAAUUUAGAUAAAUUAAAUUAAACUCAUCUCUGAAUGUUCACCUUCAAAGAUGGCAAAUAAUUUAAAAAUCAAUAGAUCGACAAGUAAAUAAAUAAACUUAUAAUUGUAUAAAUGUAUAUUUAUCUAAAUUCAUAAUGUGGGUUUUUGGAUAUGGGUCCUUAGUUUGGAAAGUAGAUUUUGAAUACGAAUACAAACUUGUAGGUUACAUAAAAGGUUACUUGAGAAGAUUCUAUCAGCAUAGUAUAGACCAUAGAGGAAUACCCGAGAAGCCUGGGAGAGUAGUAACAUUAGUACCAAGUGAGGAUCCAAACAGCACAGUGUGGGGUGUUGCAUAUAAAAUUAGAGCUCAAGAUAUUGAUAAUGUAACAAAACAUCUAGAUUUUAGAGAAAAAAAUGGAUAUUCUAAGAAAACUGUCACAUUCCAUCCAAAGGACAAGAAUGUUGAACCAUUUUUGUUAACUUUAUAUGUAGCAACCAAAGAAAAUGAAUCCUAUGCAGGUGCUGCUUCCAUAGAUGAAAUAGCAAAGCAAGUAAUAAAUUGCAUAGGACCGAGUGGAUCUAACAAGGAAUAUGUGUACAAUCUAGCAAAUGCAAUGAGAGAAAUAGCACCUGAUGUUGAAGAUGAACAUUUAUUUCACCUUGAAGCAGCUUUGCGAAAACUAGAUACAGAUUAUAAAUCAAUUUAGUUUAAUAUACAAAUUAUACACUAAA
Molecule: messenger RNA, 739 nt
Organism: Papilio machaon (common yellow swallowtail)
Lineage: Eukaryota; Metazoa; Arthropoda; Insecta; Lepidoptera; Papilionidae
Product: putative glutathione-specific gamma-glutamylcyclotransferase 2
Exons: 3
Coding region: 163-714 (183 amino acids)
Biological process (GO): glutathione catabolic process
Cellular component (GO): cytoplasm
Molecular function (GO): glutathione specific gamma-glutamylcyclotransferase activity; gamma-glutamylcyclotransferase activity
Source: RefSeq, a predicted model, not a curated record